Molecule: messenger RNA, 2054 nt
Organism: Octodon degus (degu)
Lineage: Eukaryota; Metazoa; Chordata; Mammalia; Rodentia; Octodontidae
Gene: Seh1l
Product: SEH1 like nucleoporin
Exons: 7
Coding region: 102-1586 (494 amino acids)
Biological process (GO): positive regulation of TORC1 signaling; cellular response to amino acid starvation
Cellular component (GO): nuclear pore outer ring; Seh1-associated complex
Molecular function (GO): protein binding; structural molecule activity
Source: RefSeq, a predicted model, not a curated record
GGCGGUAGCUGCGGGCUCUGGGGAGAAUCGCGGCGUGGCGCGGCGCGGCGCGGCGCGACGCGACGCGGCUGGCGUCGGGCAGUGAAGGGCUCUGCGCAGCCAUGUUCGUGGCGCGCAGCAUCGCGGCGGACCACAAGGAUCUCAUCCACGAUGUCUCCUUCGACUUCCACGGGCGGCGCAUGGCCACCUGCUCCAGCGACCAGAGCGUGAAGGUGCGGCGGCGUCUGCGGGAGGCCGAAGUGGGAAGCGGGAGGCGACCGCGCAAACGGGGCGCGUCGGACGGACUUGAGCGCGCGCUGCAGCCGGAGUCCGGGAGUCCAGGCAGGCGCGCAGUCCGGACCCCCGCCCCACCCCGCCGAGGGACCUCCGCCCGGCGCCCAUUGUGGGGUCACGGGCGCAGGGCCGUGCUCCACGCCUGCGCCGUGCGGAAGAGCCCUGCGCUGCGGCCGGGGCGUGCGCCUGCGCGGCCUGGUGGCGCGGGCCGCACCUUGGGUGGGUGCUUCUUAACCCGGGCGUCGCCGCCCCCCGCGCUGCCCCUUCCCUGUGCCUGUCACCCGGGCUCAGGUUUCCCGUCUGCGGCCCGGGGAAUGCGUGCUUCUGUAGGGCCUGUGACGCCUGACCCGCCUGUGAAGAGGACAACGCUGGUUGAUAGCAGAACAUCUGUUACUGAUGUGAAGUUUGCUCCCAAGCACAUGGGCCUCAUGUUGGCCACCUGCUCAGCGGAUGGAAUAGUCAGAAUCUACGAGGCACCCGAUGUCAUGAACCUCAGUCAGUGGUCCCUACAGCAUGAGAUCUCUUGUAAACUAAGCUGCAGCUGCAUUUCUUGGAAUCCUUCAAGCUCUCGUGCUCAUGCACCCAUGAUCGCUGUUGGAAGUGAUGAUAGUAGCCCAAAUGCUAUGGCCAAGGUCCAGAUUUUUGAAUACAAUGAAAACAUCAGGAAAUAUGCAAAAGCUGAGACUCUCCUGACAGUCACCGACCCAGUUCAUGAUAUUGCUUUUGCGCCAAACUUGGGACGGUCUUUCCAUACAUUGGCAGUUGCAACCAAAGAUGUGAGAAUUUUCACAUUAAAGCCCAUGAGGAAAGAACUUACUUCCUCAGGUGGGCCAACAAAAUUUGAAAUCCAUAUUGUGGCUCAAUUUGAUAACCACAACUCCCAGGUCUGGCGAGUGAGUUGGAACAUAACAGGAACAGUGCUAGCAUCUUCAGGAGAUGAUGGCUGUGUCAGAUUGUGGAAAGCUAAUUACAUGGACAAUUGGAAGUGCACUGGGAUUCUGAAAGGUAAUGGGAGCCCAGUCAGUGGGAGCUCUCAGCAGGGAAACUCAAGUCCUUCCCUAGGUUCAAACAUUCCAAACCUUCACAGCUCGUUAAAUGGAUCUUCUGCUGGCAGGUAUUUCUUUCCCCCUCUGGACUCCCCACGGGCUGGAUCGCGAUGGUCCAGUUAUACCCAGCUCCUUCCUCCUCCUCCUCCUCCUCCUCCGCUAGAGCACUCUUGCGAUGCUGACACUGCCGGCCUCCAGUAUCCUCACCCUCGCAGACGAUACCUCUCUCGGCCUCUUAAUCCCCUACCUGAGAACGAAGGGGUUUAAAACACCUAUCUGACACCUAAAGGCCUUAUGCAGUGCUUGUAAAUGCUUCAUUCCUGGCUGCUUUUUAUUUAUUUUUUUUCUCAUUUUCUUUCAGAAGACUUUUUUUAUUUAGGGUCUGUCUUGCAUGUAUUAUAACGAGAACAGUGUUUUUGGAUCAUAAACUUGUUUUUGCGUCUACAUCAAAGGAACAAUGGCUUCCCUGGCUGAUAACCUUUGAUGAGAGGAGAUGCAUACAAGUAAUAUUUAAUGUGAAAGUUGCACAAUAGCUGACUUGAGUGCCUGUUGUGUAAAUUUCAUUUUGCACUGUUGCCAUAGUCUUAAGUUUCUUCUGCUUCCUCAUACUGGUUAAUAUGAAAACAUCAUGGAAUUCACUCUGCCUUCCAGACACAGAAAUGUUUUUUACUUUUAUAGGUGAUUGUUACAAGUGACUGGUAUGUAAGAUCAUUCCUGUGUAUAAAGCAGCAAAAC